Emiliania huxleyi CCMP1516 is the source of this 537-nucleotide messenger RNA. RefSeq lists its product as hypothetical. The record is from RefSeq and is a predicted model, not a curated record. Lineage: Eukaryota; Haptophyta; Isochrysidales; Noelaerhabdaceae. The coding region runs from base 1 to 537 and encodes 178 amino acids. The transcript is spliced from 4 exons.
AUGUCGCGAGCGACGGCCGACGCGGCGUACGCCGCGGCGCAUGCUGCUGGCGCUUCGCGGGCUGAGGCUUGCGACGCCGCCGUGAGGGCGGUGAGGGCGGACGAGGGUGAGGCUCAGGCCUCGUUCCUCGUGCGCGCGGGGGCGCUAGCGAAGGAGGAGGAGCCAGAGCCCGGGGAGGAUUGGGAGGGGGGUCGGCCGGAGGAGCGCUUGGCAGUUCAAAAUUCGCGGGCGGUGAGGGCGGACAGGGUUGAGGCUCAGUCCUCCUUCCGUGUGCGCGCUGGGUGGUACGGCUCCAGCCGUGAUGCUGAUGGGGGUGGGGAGGAGGCGGCGAACCAGCUGAGCAAUAAACUUUCGCACGCUCAGCACCUGGACGAGGUCACAUGGACCACCAAGAACUGGCACGGGCUGCAGAUGCAGCGCUUGUCUGUCGUCCUCCACACCGCCGUGGCGUGGCAGACGGUGAACGAGCUAGCGUGCGGGGAGAGCGGCAUUGUGCAUGGUGCGGAGUGCAUUGCCGUUCUUAACGGAGUCGCUUAG